AUGGACAGGGCUGCUGAACAAUGCCUCACCUUGAGUCAGGGCCUUCUGACGCUGAGAGGAUGGAUUCAGCCCUCGCGAUCUUCAGUGGACAAUAGUGCAGGAGUCAUUGCAUUCUGCCUGGUUUGUAAAGAAGGAUACCUCCUCAUCUUGUUCCUCUUCUCCAUUUGCCAGGAGCUGCCGAAGUAUUUGCGAGGUUACCACGCCUGCACAAAGGAAGAAGCCAUCCAAAAUGCUGCCUUCCUUUACAGAGUCAAGUUCGGCGAUGACAAAUCCCAGUUCGUCCACAUUCCCAAAAUGCUGAAGGAUCUGGUCCCCCGGGACAUGGUUCGGACAAUGUCGUCGGAGGAAUGGAAGAAGUCGAUCGUGGCCGUGUGUAACAGGCACACAGGGAAGACCGAGGAUGAGGUGAAGCUGGCAUUCCUGAAACAACUCAGCCGCUUGGCAACUUUCGGAUCGGCGUUUUUCGAAGUGAAGCAAACAUCUGAGUCCAGUUUUCCAGAUAUUGUCCGGAUAGCCAUCAACAAACAAGGAGUGACACUGAUCAACCCACAGACAAAGGCAGCUUUAGUGACUCAUCCCUUCAACAAAAUCUCCAACUGGUGCAGCGGCAGUACCUACUUCCACAUGUCAGUCGGUAACCUGGUGCGAGGGGGGAAGCUACUCUGUGAGACCUCACUGGGUUACAAGAUGGAUGACCUUCUGACCUCCUAUGUCCGUGCCUACCAAGCUACGGUGAAGCAGAAACCAGCCCGACACCUCGCCUGACCAGAUCAAUGUGGCCGGAUUUCAGUGUGGCCGCUAGGAGAGUCCUACUACUCUCUCUCUCUCUCUCUCUGUCUGCUGCCUCUCCAUCUCUCCAACAUCUCUCUCCUUCGCCUUUCCCCUCCUCCGUCCACUCUCUCUUCCCAGUCCAGUUUGGACUGAGUCAUUGAGUUCCCACUUAGGAAUCGUUGUGAUGAAGUUGUUAAUGAGCAUCCGAGUGCAGUUCACUCCCAAGUGGAAGAAACGUCAUUCGAAAUGCAAUCAAAGGAGCUUGGAUCUGAAAUGAUUAAUAUCCCCCUUACAUAUUGCAGAUCUAACCACGUUCCUUGCGUAAAGACUCUCUGGGCUCCUUCUUUCUCCCGGAGAAUGUUGGAGCUGGUUUUGCUAAUUCAUCGUGGUGUGUCCCGCAGUGCCUCUCGGACUUACUCAACACAAACUCAAACCUUUUUGGGUUUCUUAAACGUCCGGCAGACGGCUCAGAUGGGUUCGUGCAUUCAGUGCUUUCGUUCACGUGUCACCCUGAGCAGGGUGAAAUCUUCCGAGAAUCCGUGGUGUCUCCGGACCAAGGCUGGCCCCCUGCUUAAUGCCAUCAGUGGUGUCACUGGUGCUUCGAUACUGAGGAGCCCACGUGCCCACCCAGUGUCACCCAGUCUCCUUUACUUUGAGUGGACACCUUGCUAGGGGUUUCCCAAUGCUCACCCAUGUAACUGGGAGGCACGUGCCAUUGCUUUCCCAAUGAUCCCAUGUCUACAGUGGACCUCUGUGCCACAUCCUAGCUGUGUGACGGGAAUGGCCUGAAGAGCUCAGUCGCGUGGCUGGUGUGCUUUGUAACCUGGAACGUGACAGAUUUACCAGGCUGUCGCUGGGAAUCGAGGGUUUGAGUUAUAAGGAGGGGCUGGACACGCUGAGACCUUUCUCACUGGAACGUCGGAGGUUGA
Chiloscyllium plagiosum (whitespotted bambooshark) is the source of this 1700-nucleotide messenger RNA. NCBI's taxonomy places the organism in Eukaryota, Metazoa, Chordata, Chondrichthyes, Orectolobiformes, Hemiscylliidae. The record is from RefSeq and is a predicted model, not a curated record.